Molecule: messenger RNA, 5402 nt
Organism: Somion occarium
Lineage: Eukaryota; Fungi; Basidiomycota; Agaricomycetes; Polyporales; Cerrenaceae
Source: the annotation of a GenBank genome assembly
AUUCGUAAACUGUUUUAACACGAGUACUGUUCAAGUUGAGCUGCAAGCUACUGGAGGCCGAAUACGUGUGAUUUUGGUGGAGAUCGUUCCGAGAAACUCGGGAUCAGCCCAGGCGGAGAUCAAAGGCGGCUACUGACCGGGCGCCUUCGAUUGACAAGGUAUUCAUUAUUGUUUACCAGCUUCACAUUGUCGCUCCUUUGGUACGAAUAUCGCAGGUCCUGACGCAGGAAGAUCUGCAGACUCUAUCACACUGAAGUUCAUUGGAUAGGAGCUCGAGAAAAAUGGCCGGCGGACUACGGCGUACUAGGGCAACAGUGUUGACGAUAGGCCCCUAUCUGCAGCAGCACCCUUAGCUUGCGCGUACCGCUUUUACUCAGCAGGAAUGACGCGAGUCAUAUUCUGUCAGCGUCCAUGGGCCGAACGGGAAACGCUCGACUGGGAAUGACCAGACCCCGCUCGUUCGCAUCCAGCGCAUCCACCAGGAUUCCGCUAGCCAUCGUCAGCCGCCUUUCGUCAACCCCUUUAUGGCGUCAAAUGCAAUGAUUAAAUUCUUUAUAUCCUGGUGUCUGGAUCGCCAGCCGCCCUUGAGGCUGACGAUUUUCGGCAGCCGUCCUUUCAGGGUUUCUUCAUGGUCUUAUAAGUCGCCUGCAUCCGCGCUUACACCCCAGCCUUUCCGUUCUUUCUCUCUACCUUAUUCUGCGCUCUAACUAUGCCUUCGGUUCAAGAUCCGGAGCAGUCGGCUCAGGGCGAAGCCAUCGACUUUGUGCCAGAACUGCCGUUGGUACCUCCAGUCCCUAGUGCUACUCACCACCAUCACCACCUCCACACGCAUCACCCUUCGAAAGAUGAACGUCCUCAUAAUCCCAGACAACCCAGCCAUACUCGAAGCGUUGACAUCGAGUUCUUUGACCCCUCCGGUGUUGGAGAGUUGCGUCGUACUUUGAGUCGGGUAUCAACCGAGCGAGGUCAAGCUAUCGCUCCUUCACAGAUUUCCGAGGUUUCGGACGAUACCCUGACUUCAGAAGCCCAGUUUGACUUGGAGAAAUGCAUGCGGGAGUUUGUUCAGAAGCUUGAUGAGUCUGGAAAGAAGAGGCGGGAGCUCGGAGUCAUGUUCAAAGACCUCCGAGUUAUUGGUAUCGGUGCGACUGCAAGACACCAGGCCACAUUGGGCUCUAUCCUCAAUCCUCUGAAUCUCCUGAAAACUAUCCACGAGACACGGCACCCCGCUCUCCGUGAAAUUAUCGGCGGCUUCGAAGGAUGCAUCCGGCCGGGAGAGAUGCUCUUGGUCCUCGGACGCCCAGGAUCGGGUUGCACAACUUUUCUGAAGGCGUUGGCCAACCAUCGUGACGAGUAUCAUUCAGUCGAUGGGGACGUCAUGUAUGAUUCAUUUACUCCAGAGGAAAUUGAGAAGCAUUAUCGUGGUGACGUCCAAUAUUGCCCCGAAGAUGACGUGCACUUCCCCACCCUUACUGUAGAAGAGACACUCACGUUUGCUGCCAAGACGCGUACUCCACGCGCUCGUCUGCCCGGCGAGACUCGAGAGCAACAUGUUGAGCGUGUUGUGGAUAUGCUUACCACCGUCUUUGGUCUCAGACAUGUUCGGAAGACUCCAGUAGGUGACGCCGCUAUCCGAGGUGUGUCGGGAGGUGAGAAGAAGCGUGUCUCCAUUGCUGAGACGCUUGCCACAAUGUGCAAGCUGAUUUCCUGGGACAAUUCAACUCGAGGGUUGGAUGCUUCAACCGCCCUCGAAUUCGUUCAGGCCCUUCGAAUCGCUACCGAUGUCAGUCGGCAAGCCACUUCGGUCUCAAUUUAUCAAGCAGGCGAGUCGCUCUACCAGCACUUCGACAAGGUGACGAUCAUUUACGAGGGCAAGAUGGUUUAUUUUGGUCCCGCCGAUCGUGCCCGCCAAUACUUCAUCGACAUGGGCUAUAAACCCGCUAAUCGCCAGACUACCGCUGAUUUCCUUGUCGCUGUCACGGACCCCAAAGGUCGUACUGUUCGUGAAGGUUAUGAGAAUCGUGUACCAAGAACUGCUCAGGAGUUUGCGGAUUUUUUCAAGAAGAGCGAUAUAUCGGCCCUCAAUCAGGAGGAUAUAGAGUCGUAUACAGAGGAGUUCGUGGGCAAGGAACACCGUGUCUCUCACUACAAGGAGAGUUACCAUGCGGAGCAUGCCCGCCACACCAGUCACAAGAGCCCCUAUAUCAUUUCUAUCCCGAUGCAAGCUCGGGCUUUGAUGCUGAGAAGGGUUCAAAUCUUGAAGGGUAUGAUGGCGGUCCAAGUCAUUCAGACGAUGACGUUCGUCAUUCAGGCCAUCAUCAUAGGUACCGUCUUUCUUCGACUGGAGGAUGCGACUUCGUCUUUUUUCUCUCGAGGAGGUGUACUUUUCUUCUCCAUCCUCUUCGCCGCCCUGUCCACCAUGGCGGAAAUUCCGGCUCUUUUCUCUCAACGGCCUAUUGUUCUUCGCCAUUCCCGCGCUGCGAUGUACCAUCCUUUCGUUGAGAGUUUGGCUCUCACGCUCGUCGACGUUCCCAAAAUGUUCAUCAUCCUCGUCCUGUUUUCUAUCGUUCUCUACUUCUUGGUCGGCUUGCAACAGGCCGCCGGACAGUUCUUUAUCUUCCUACUCUUCGUAUUCUCUAUGACGCUUAUUAUGCAAGGAUGGUUUCGAAUGUUGGCCGCUGGGUUCCAGACUGCUGCCCCAGCUCAAACCGUCGCCGGUCUCAUCGUUUUGGUCCUAACGCUCUAUACUGGCUACUCUAUUCCUCAGCCAUCCAUGAUCGGAGCUCUGCGUUGGAUUACCUAUAUCAACCCUUUGAAGUAUGGCUUCGAGUCACUGAUGGUAAAUGAAUUCCAUGGAAUCAACGCGGAGUGUUCUUCCCUUGUUCCUCAAGGACCUGGCUAUGAGGGAAUCACUCUUGCGAAUCAAGCGUGUACAACUGUGGGCUCCAUUCCUGGUCAGGAGCUUGUUAAUGGCAACAGAUACGUGGAGUUGUCUUUUAACUAUAGUUAUAGUCAUCUUUGGAGAAACUUCGGUAUCAUCUGGGCGUUUGGAAUCGCCUUCGUUGCUACGUACUUGAUCUUCACUGAAAUCAACACAAAGUCAGCAGGAGCGUCAGCUACCGUUGUCUUCAAACGUGGAUCAAAGGCGCACGUUGCGAAGCAGGGCUCUUCCGAUGAGGAGAAGAUUCACUCUGGCGCUACCACUCCUGACCAAGAAGGCAAUGCAAGUGAGGAGGCGAAGAAGGCUAUCUCAGAUACACGUGCCAUGCACGAUAUUUUUUCCUGGCAACAUCUCAGUUACGUUGUUCCUCUGCCAGGUGAUGGAACGCGGAUGCUUUUGAAUGACGUCUCCGGGUAUGUCGCUCCGGGAAAGCUGACAGCUCUAGUUGGUGCCUCGGGUGCUGGCAAGACGACUCUGUUGAAUACACUCGCACAGCGAGUCACCACUGGUGUGGUCACAGGCGACCUUUUCGUCAGCGGCCAUCCGCUUCCUGCCGAUUUCCAAGCUCAGACUGGUUACGUCCAACAGAUGGAUACUCAUUUGCCAAGAGCCACAGUCCGCGAGGCGUUGUUGUUCUCUGCAAAGUUACGUCAACCAGCAUCUGUUCCCCUAGCAGAAAAGGAAGCUUACGUCGACAAAUGUCUCAAGAUGUGUGGACUGGAGGCUUUCGGUGAUGCGAUUGUUGGCUCAUUGGGCGUGGAACAUCGUAAGAGGACUACCAUUGGUGUCGAACUUGCCGCCAAGCCGCAACUUCUUCUUUUCCUCGAUGAACCCACAUCCGGGCUUGAUUCUCAGAGUGCUUGGGCCAUCAUGGCUUUCUUGCGAACUCUCGCAGACAGCGGUCAGGCUAUUCUGUGCACAAUCCAUCAACCCUCUGCUGAACUGUUCGAAGUUUUCGACCGCAUGUUGCUUCUGAGACCUGGAGGCCAGACUGUAUACUUUGGCGAUCUUGGACAUCACUGUCAGACCCUCAUCGACUACUUCCAAAGGAACGGUGCUCGUCAUUGUGGACCGGACGAGAAUCCUGCCGAAUAUAUCUUGACUGUGACUGGAGCGGGUGCAACGGCUCGUUCCGAUGUCGACUGGCAUCAAGUCUGGUUGAAGUCGAAGGAGGCCGAAGAACUCCAGAGUGAGCUCGAGAGAAUUCACUCUGAAGGUCGCAGCCGACCACCUCCGCAACCCACCUAUCACGGCGAGUUCGCGACGUCUUGGCUCUACCAAUUGGGUCUGUUGCUCCAUCGUGAUGCUCAGAAUCAUUGGAGGGAUCCUAGUUUCUUGAUGGCCAAGCUAGCUCUAAACACUGUUGCCGGUCUCUUAAUUGGGUUCACCUUUUUCAAGGCCAAGGCCACCCUCCAGGGGACGCAGAACAAACUCUUCGCAAUCUUUAUGGGUCUCAUUCCAAGUGUACCCCUGGCCAAUCAACUUCAAGUCCCUUUCAUAGAAACUCGGAGCGUUUACGAGAUCCGUGAACGUCCCAGUCGCAUGUAUAGCUGGACUGCUCUGGUCACUUCGCAGAUGCUGAUUGAGAUGCCAUGGAACAUCCUUGGAUCCUCUCUAUUCUUCCUGUGCUGGUAUUGGACCGUCGCAUUUCCUACCGAACGUGGUGGAUACACCUAUCUCAUGUACAGCAUUAUCACCCCGUUGUAUUACACCACCAUCGGCCAGGCCGUUGCCUCUAUGUCCCCGAAUGCUGAGAUUGCCGCACUUCUUUUCAGCUUCUUGUUUUCCUUCGUCUUGACCUUCAAUGGUGUUCUUCAACCUUUCCGAUUACUCGGAUGGUGGCGAUGGAUGUAUCGUUUGUCACCGUACACCUACCUUAUCGAAGGUCUUCUUGGUCAGGCUAUUGGAAAGCAACAAAUUACCUGCUCUGAGGUAGAAUUUGCACGAAUAACCCCGCCAUCCGGACAGACUUGCGCACAGUUCCUGCAGCCGUUCGUCAACAUGAGUAGCGGAUAUAUCAAUGACCCAGACGCAACUAGCGACUGCCAGUACUGCGCGUAUCGCACUACAGACGAGUUCCUUUUGGCCGGGUUCAACAUUCAGUUCUCUCAUCACUGGCGGAAUCUCGGUAUCUUCGUUGCCUUCGUAUUGUUUAAUGUUGCUUCUGUCUACUUUUUCACAUACAUUUUCCGUAUCAAAGGAAUGGCUAUUAGACAUUGGAUUAAGAAGAAGGUCAUCAGGAGGAAGUAGACUACUUUCAAUAUUCCACCGCCUAGACUAAUUUUUUAGACUGUUAUUGCUUCAUGAAUUGUAAUGUCAUCGUAAUUUACCUUUGUCAUUCGUUAACCUUAUAGGCCACAUCUGAAGAGUCCAUAUAGUUGGCACGUACAGUAGCAUACCUACUUACACGUUGGAAGAACAUAUAUCACAGUAAUACAUUGACACUUACAUUGGUUGAACUUGA